Molecule: messenger RNA, 2771 nt
Organism: Notolabrus celidotus (New Zealand spotty)
Lineage: Eukaryota; Metazoa; Chordata; Actinopteri; Labriformes; Labridae
Gene: kcnc1b
Product: potassium voltage-gated channel, Shaw-related subfamily, member 1b
Biological process (GO): protein homooligomerization; potassium ion transmembrane transport
Cellular component (GO): axon; voltage-gated potassium channel complex; neuronal cell body membrane
Molecular function (GO): delayed rectifier potassium channel activity; protein binding
Source: RefSeq, a predicted model, not a curated record
AUGGGCCUGAGCGACGACAAGGAUCGCAUUGUGAUAAACGUGGGUGGGAUCAGACAUCAGACAUACCGCAGCACCCUGCGCACCCCUGGCACUCGCUUGUCCUGGUUGGCAGAGCCUGAUGCUAACCACUUUGACUAUGACGCCAAGAUCGAGGAGUUCUUCUUCGACCGCCACCCUGGCGUUUUUGCACACAUUCUUAAUUACUACAGGACAGGUAAGCUGCACUGCCCAGCUGAUGUCUGUGGGCCUCUCUAUGAGGAGGAGCUGGCUUUCUGGGGCAUCGAUGAGACAGACGUGGAGCCAUGCUGCUGGAUGACCUAUCGCCAGCACCGGGAGGCAGAGGAGGCCCUUGAUAGUUUCGGCGGGGGGGGCUUGUUAGACCUGGCUAACGAUGAUGCGGAGCCAGAGCAAGAGCACGCUGAGGAUGAUGUGGAUGAGAUGACAAGGAGGCUGGCGCAGGGGGACACACAUGACGCCAGGAGCGGGAACAUGUGGAGCCGGUGGCAGAAAUAUUGUUGGGCUCUGUUUGAGGACCCUUACUCCUCUAAAUAUGCAAGGUGGGUGGCUCUAGCCUCGCUCUUCUUCAUUCUGGUGUCCAUCACCACCUUCUGUCUGGAGACCCACGAGGCCUUCAACCCCAUUAUCAACCGCACUGAGCAUGAGACUGUGGACAACGUUACAAUUGAGCACAUCUACCAGGAAACUGAGACGGCGCCCUACCUCACUUACAUUGAAGGGGUUUGUGUGGUUUGGUUCACUUUUGAAUUUCUAAUGCGAAUAACUUUCUGUCCAAACAAGUGUGAUUUCAUACGGAACGCCCUAAACAUCAUCGAUUUCGUGGCCAUCCUGCCCUUCUACCUGGAGGUCGGCCUCAGCGGCCUCUCAUCCAAGGCAGCUAAGGACGUGUUAGGUUUCCUGAGAGUAGUCCGUUUUGUUCGAAUCCUGCGUAUCUUCAAGCUGACCCGUCACUUUGUGGGACUAAGGGUUCUGGGCCACACCUUGAGGGCCAGCACCAACGAGUUCCUGCUCCUCAUCAUCUUCCUCGCUCUUGGUGUCCUCAUCUUUGCUACUAUGAUCUACUACGCCGAACGGAUUGGAGCUAACCCUAACGACCCUCGAGCCAGCGAACACACACACUUCAAGAACAUCCCAAUCGGAUUCUGGUGGGCUGUGGUGACCAUGACCACUCUGGGCUAUGGAGACAUGUACCCGCAGACGACCUCCGGUAUGCUGGUUGGAGCCCUGUGUGCCCUGGCUGGUGUGCUGACCAUUGCAAUGCCUGUCCCUGUGAUUGUCAACAACUUUGGAAUGUAUUACUCUCUGGCCAUGGCAAAACAGAAACUACCAAAGAAAAAAAAGCACAUCCCUCGGGCACCCCAACCAGGUUCUCCAAACUUCUGUAAGUCCAGCAUCAGCUCCCAACCCCAGAGCCCCAUCCCCCAUGACGACGUUUUCGAGAUAAAGUUUCAAGAUUCCAAGCUGAAUGGUGAGGCAGCUAACGCAGCUCUGGCCAAUGAGGAUUGCCCUCAUAUAGACCAGGCGAUAUCUCCGGAGGAAAUCUUCAGCCCCAGCGAGAGAGAGCGGCCCUGCUUCUUGGUCACCACUGCUGAGCGCCCCAACCACACAGGGGGCAGAGUGAGGAGGGGUUAUGAAAAGCCUUGGAGCCUUAACAGCAUGUCUGGCAUGAGCGGGGAUGCCUCUGGAGUGUCCUCAGUGUCCGCCCUGCCCUGCAGCCCACCCUGUCUAAUGCAGCACUCACAUUCUCCCAUCCCAUCCAUUAUGUAGCAUGGUUGAGUAGCAGACACAAUGCCAUUGGAAGGCCAGUCCACACUCCUCCUUAUCUUUCCUGUCAGAUCUUUUGCUUUUACACUUGCCUUCGCUCCUGCUUUUCAUUUCUCAUUUUUUCUUUCUUUAUUUUACUGGAAAACUGUAUCUUAACUGUGCUAAUACUCCAGUUUCCCAAGUGUUCUCCUUGGGUGUGUCAUCAUUUCCUAGGCUAGAAAACACAUGCCACUCUGCAUGGGUCACCUCAGUUGCCGACAAAGCACUGUUGAACUUCUACCACAGGCUAACUCCCCCUCUUUUUCCUGUGUUUACAUCAUUGCCUGUUGCUCUGUUGCUUUUGAUCUCACAUAUUUCUUCUGCCAAUAACUUUGAUCUCAUCUGCUUUUUACUAUUUUGUGAAAGAAAUUUUCAUAAGAUGUAACCCCUGCAAACAAUAUGCUGGACAUUACCAAUACAUGGCUUUGAAACAUCUCCAAAAUGUUAUCACUGCCAGCUGUUAAGGGAGCUCCUAUUAAGUGCUUUGUACGUUGCAAAGUAGAGACGUUAUUAUUCUGAAAGUGCAAUCAGACAAGACUCAAUGUUAUCUGAGUGGCCAUCAAAAAAUGAUGAUGAUUUGAUGUCCGAUGCAAUAGGGAGAUGAUGACGAUUCCUAUGCUAGUGAUGAAGAUCGAGUCUAAUGUUUAAAGAACUAAAACUGUUUGUUCAUUUGCAUGAAGUGCAUGGGAAAUUAUGUUCAACAAGAAGCUAACUCUAACGCAGUAACUGUAAGAAAAAAAGAAACCUUUAUUCUUUCUUUAGAUUCUUAAGCUUUUUCAUUGUUAUGCAUUUUGAGACAGCUUUACCAGAGACUCAGUCAUAGCAGAGAUUUUUAUGUAGCUACCAUUCUUUGCCUUUCCCCAAAAAUUCAUACAAUUAUUUUAUUGUACUUAUCUGACAGGGGGCUCCGACUAAAAGAGCUUGAUUUAACUUGAAUAAUUUGUCUUAAA